AUGUCUGUCAAAUUUGAGAAAGAGCAAGUGCGAACAACGGCACCUUUCGUGCCAGGCGGCCGUGAUGAGACCACGGCGCAUAAGAUUGGGGAAGCUCUAACCGGCGGAAAGCAACAGGCGGGCUAUCUUGCUGCGUACCUCAAACAAUUGCAAUCGAAUCCGCUGCGCACCAAAAUGUUGACCUCGGGCACGUUAUCCGCUCUGCAAGAGCUUCUAGCCUCGUGGCUCGCCCAUGACCGCAGCAAGAGUGGCCACUACUUCAGCUCCAGAAUCCCCAAGAUGGCCAUCUAUGGCGCCUUCAUCAGUGCCCCGAUGGGUCACGUCCUGAUCGGCUUUCUCCAAUGGGUCUUUGCUGGCCGCACCAGCCUGAAGGCCAAAAUCCUCCAGAUCCUGACCAGCAACUUGGUGAUCGCUCCAAUCCAGAAUACUGUCUAUCUAGCUUCCAUGGCCGUCAUUGCUGGCGCACGUACCUGGCACCAGAUCCGUGCCACCGUCCGUGCUGGCUUCUGGCCUGUCAUGAAAGUCAGCUGGAUUACAUCUCCGAUCGCUCUGGCCUUUGCCCAGAAAUUCCUCCCGGAACAAACCUGGGUGCCAUUCUUCAACAUCGUUGCUUUCUGCAUCGGUACCUAUAUCAACACCCACACCAAGAAGAAGCGACUCGCGGCCUUGAGGAAGAAGCAUUAUGGCGACGGCAAGAGCUCCUCCGGCCGUCCUGAUGAGAGAUACUAG
Capronia coronata CBS 617.96 is the source of this 729-nucleotide messenger RNA. RefSeq lists its product as uncharacterized. The transcript is spliced from 4 exons. The record is from RefSeq and is a predicted model, not a curated record. NCBI's taxonomy places the organism in Eukaryota, Fungi, Ascomycota, Eurotiomycetes, Chaetothyriales, Herpotrichiellaceae. The coding region runs from base 1 to 729 and encodes 242 amino acids. Gene Ontology annotation, cellular component: cytoplasm; membrane.